AUUGUCUCUUCCAGGGAGCAGAAAGUCAGAGGAGGUACAGACCUCUUGCAUUUCCUCCUUUGUUCCCAAGGGAUGCAACAAAGCAGAGGAUGAAACCUGUUUGAGCACAUCACUGCCUGUCUGUCUGUUGGAGCUGAAUCCUGCCACUGCUCUCUGGAGUACUAAACAAUGAGCAUCAUCUGAAUGCACAGUUGCCAAAAAUAGCUCUGCUGGAGGAAGCGCACAUGACUAGGAAGCUUGAGACCACUGCUCCCUUCUUCUGCCAUCUGCCACCACUGAGAACAGUCCAGCUCCAUCCUCUUUGGAUCCCCUCUUCAGGUUACGGACCUGGGAUAAGAGCAGCUGUGUUGACCAAAGUGCAUCCUGGCUCCAGGAGUAACUUCUUCACUACAAAGUGCAUCUCUGCCUUGUGGGAAAGUAUCUGAUUUCAAAAUGUCCAAGAGGUUGAAAUGUCCUCCUGACUCUCUUAAAGCUGCUGGCUGCACCAGGUACUUAAGGGGAUCAUAGAAAAAGAGCACCGUGUUUCUCUCUGAGCUCCAUGGCUUCACUGUGUUCCUUCAUGAUGUUUCUGCAAUGGGAUCCAGUAUACAGUGGACUAUCAAGAUCCCAGCAUGGCCAGCUGGGAUGAACAACAGGUAGUCAAAGACAUUUUUCUUUUUAUCAGCCUUGAUGAUUUGAAGGACCUUUUUUUAUUCCAUAGCCAUGAAAUACUGAUCUAAAUUAUGCCAACUUCAGCUUCAACCAUGACUUCCAGUGCAGGGAACAAAUCUACAUUGGUGUGAGACAAAGCAUGGAGGAGCUCACAGCUAUUUCCAAGCUGCCCAUCUCUUUGAUACUCUCCAAAAUAGACCAUGGGCAGCAGUAGCAGUGUAAUCCAGGUUCAACAGAUCUGUGGUCCCCAGAAGAGACCCUGAGGAGGCCUUCACAGCAAAUCGUUAAGCAAGCCACAUCAAUCUCUCUAGAGACUGGAGUGUGUCUAAAGAGUGCCGCCAUGAUGUGUGAGGUGAUGCCUACCAUCAAUGAGGGUGACCCCCUGGGGUCCCAGCCAGGGUCUGACUCCGAUGCCAACUUUGAGCAGUUAAUGGUGAACAUGCUGGAUGAGAGAGACAAGCUGCUGGAGACACUAAGAGAAACCCGAGAGACCCUGUCCAUGACCCAGGGCCGGUUACAGGAGACUGUGCACGAGCGAGACCAGCUACAGAGGCAGAUAAAUUCUGCCCUUCCACAGGAGUUUGCAACACUGACAAGAGAACUCAAUGCGUGUCGAGAGCAGCUGCUGGAGAGGGAAGAGGAGAUUUCCGAGCUGAAAGCCGAGCGCAAUAACACGAGGCUCUUGCUGGAGCAUCUGGAGUGCUUGGUCUCUAGGCAUGAGCGGUCUCUGAGAAUGACUGUGGUGAAGCGCCAGGCCCAGUCCCCCUCUGGCGUCUCCAGUGAAGUCGAAGUUCUCAAGGCGCUGAAGUCGCUGUUUGAGCAUCACAAAGCGCUGGAUGAAAAGGUGAGAGAGCGCUUGCGAGCAGCAUUAGAACGAGUGACAACCUUAGAAGAACAGCUGGCGGAUGCCCAUCAGCAGGUAACUGCUCUGCAGCAUGGCCCCGCACAGAGGGAAGCCCCACUAGGAGAAGAUGAGAAGAAGGCAGAGGGCAAAGAACCAGGGCAGAAGAUUCCAUGGAAGAGGCUGUCAAAUGGCUCUGUGCACCCCGAUGAUGAGGCGAGUCGCAUAGUAGAGCUGCAAGAACUCCUGGAGAAGCAGAAUUAUGAGCUUGCACAGGCUAAAGAGCGAAUAGCAGCUCUGGCUGCCAAUGUUGCUGAGUUGGAAGAGGAUCUAGGCACAGCCAGGAAGGACUUAAUCAAAUCAGAGGAGAUGAGCAGCAAGUACCAGAGGGACCUUCGAGAGGCCCUGGCUCAGAAGGAUGAUAUGGAGGAGAGGAUCACCACUCUGGAGAAGCGCUACUUGGCAGCUCAGAGAGAAGCCACCUCCAUUCAUGACCUCAAUGACAAGCUGGAGAGUGAACUGGCCAACAAGGAGUCCCUCCAUCGCCAGUGUGAAGAGAAGGCUCGGCAUCUGCAGGAGCUGCUGGAGUUGGCAGAGCAGAAACUGCAGCAGACGAUGAGGAAGGCAGAAACACUGCCAGAGGUGGAGGCAGAGCUCGCCCAGAGAAUAGCAGCCCUCACAAAGGCAAAGGAGAGGCACGGGAGUAUUGAGGAGCAUCUACGGCAGCUGGAGAGUCAACUAGAGGAGAAGAACCAGGAGCUGGCAAGAGCCCGUCAGCGGGAGAAGAUGAACGAGGAGCAUAACAAGCGGCUGUCUGACACUGUGGACAGAUUGCUGAGUGAGUCCAACGAGCGCCUGCAGCUUCACUUAAAGGAGCGGAUGGCAGCUUUGGAGGAAAAGAACACCCUAUUACAAGAGCUGGAAAGUACACAAAAGCAGAUUGAGGAACAGCAGCAUGACAAGAGGAGGUUGUCCGAUGAAAUCGACAAGCUGAGAUUAGAGGUUGACCAGCUAAAGACAAGAAGUGGAACCUUUGUGGACAGCGUACACACAAGAUCACACAUGGGAAGUGCCACAGACCUGAGAUAUCCACUGAGCACUGUGGUUCAUGCCCCUGCUGAGCCCUUUGGUACGGCCACUGGACUGCACCGGGCACAGAAGGGCCGAUUUUCAGCUCUGCGGGAUGAACCCCCCAAGGACUGGGAGCAGGCUCAGCCAAGCGGCGUCCUGGCCACCGUGUCUCACACUUUCGACAGUGACCCGGAAAUCUCCGACGUGGAUGAGGAUGACCGAGAGACGUUAUUCAGUUCCAUGGAUGUGCUGUCCCCCAGUGGGCACUCUGAUGCCCAGACCCUGGCUAUGAUGCUACAGGAGCAGCUGGAUGCCAUCAAUGAGGAGAUCAGGAUGAUUCAGGAGGAGAAGGAAUCUACGGAGCUGCGUGCCGAGGAGCUGGAGACCCGCGUUACCAGUGGCAGCAUGGAAGGCCUGAAUCUGACACAGCUGCGUAAAAGGGCCUCUAUCCCCACCUCUCUGACUGCUCUGUCCCUGGCCAGCUCCUCCCCACCUGUCAGUGGGCGCUCUACCCCAAAGCUCUCCUCUCGCAGCGCUGCUCAGGACCUCGACCGCAUGGGGAUAAUGACACUGCCCAGUGACUUGAGGAAACACCGAAGGAAACUGCUUUCGCCAGCAGCUCGGGAUGAGAACCGAGAAGAUAAAACCACCAUAAAAUGUGAGACUUCCCCUCCUUCCUCUCCCAGGACGCUGCGGCUGGAGAAGCUGGGUCAUCCUGCACUCAGUCAGGAAGAUGGAAAAAGCUCUCUGGAGGACCAGACAAGCAACCCAAGCAGCAGUAACAGCAGCCAGGACUCUCUGCACAAAGGUUCUAAGAGAAAAGGGAUCAAAUCUUCCAUUGGGCGCUUGUUUGGGAAGAAGGAAAAAGGACGUCUCAUUCAGCUGAGCAGAGAAGGAGCCACUGGACAUGUUCUGAUGACUGAUUCUGAGAUUGGCCUACAAGACACCCUGGGGCUUGGUAAGCUGGGAGCUCAAGCAGAGAAGGACCGACGGAUGAGGAAGAAGCAUGAACUCUUAGAAGAGGCUCGAAGAAAAGGUUUGCCUUUUGCUCACUGGGAUGGCCCAACUGUUGUCUCAUGGCUAGAGCUGUGGGUGGGGAUGCCAGCCUGGUAUGUUGCAGCCUGCAGAGCCAACGUGAAGAGUGGUGCCAUCAUGUCUGCCUUGUCCGAUACCGAAAUCCAGAGAGAAAUUGGCAUCAGCAAUGCCCUACACCGGCUGAAAUUGCGUUUGGCCAUUCAAGAAAUGGUGUCCCUAACGAGCCCUUCAGCUCCACCCACCUCGAGGACGUCCUCUGGAAACGUCUGGGUCACACACGAAGAGAUGGAGAACAUGGCAACUUCCACAAAAACGGACACUGAGGAGGGCAGUUGGGCACAGACACUAGCCUAUGGGGACAUGAACCAUGAAUGGAUUGGGAAUGAAUGGCUGCCAAGUCUGGGUCUCCCUCAGUAUCGCAGCUACUUCAUGGAGUGUCUCGUUGAUGCUCGAAUGCUGGACCAUCUGACCAAGAAAGAUCUCAGAGUGCACCUAAAGAUGGUUGACAGCUUCCAUCGUACUAGCCUGCAGUAUGGCAUCAUGUGCCUGAAGAGGUUAAACUACGACCGCAAGGACCUUGAACGGAGGCGAGAGGAUAGCCAACAUGAAAUCAAAGAUGUAUUGGUCUGGACCAAUGACCAGGUCAUUCAUUGGAUUCAGUCCAUCGGGCUUAGGGAGUAUGCUAAUAACCUCAUCGAGAGUGGAGUACAUGGAGCACUCCUAGCUUUGGAUGAAAAUUUUGACCAUAAUAGUCUGGCACUUGUAUUACAAAUACCCACUCAGAACACCCAGGCUCGACAGGUGUUGGAGAGAGAAUUCAACAAUCUGCUUGCCUUGGGCACCGAUAGAAGGCUAGAUGAUGGUGACGACAAGGACUUCCGGCGAACUCCAUCCUGGAGAAAGCGGUUCCGCCCUCGCGACAUUCACAGCAUCAACAUGCUCAGUGGGUCGGCUGAGACAUUGCCUGCUGGAUUCCGAGUAACCAGCUUGGUGCCACUGCCACCUCCUCCUGUCCCACCGAAGAAAAUGCCGCCGGAAGUUGGUUCAUCUGGGUCGCAAAGAUUGGAGACCUCCACAGUUCGAACAUACUCCUGCUGAGGGUCAGUCUCUAGUGGGAAUCAGCCCAGACCUUGGCACAUUCCCACUACCUGUAUGGCCACAUGCUGGCUGCCUUCCAGGACUAGCCCAGGGUACAGGCCGUGCCUGUUCCUCAGCUCCAAAGAACAGACACUACAGUCCAACCACUUAAGGCCACAUGGACCGGAAAGGACGUUCUCUCCCUUCUGCUUGUACACAGCCCCCCAAUCUCCUGUUUGAUCCUCAUAGGUACCAGUAAUGUCUGUGGCUUUUCUGUCAUCCUUUUUCCUCACCUGGGUUGUAGCAUAUACUUUUCUGAGAGAGGACAUGGGUUUCUCUCUGCUGCAGGUGUGUUCAGUAGACAGCACUGUGUUUCUGUCCGAGGUUUGGGAUGGCCUGACCAAACAUGAGAGAUGGAGGCACCUUGAAUCUGGUCUGCAAUAUUUGUAAACCUCUUUUCUGUGUAUAUUUCAUUUUGCCAAUAUUUCUGAGGGCAGCUGAGCCUGCUUGUUCUUGCCACGGGCACCUAGGAGCCAAGAGAAGACUUCUGCCAAGAGAAUGAGAGAUCAGGAAUUCAGAACAUCGCACUUCUGAAUUCUUUCUCCUCUACAAUACACAAGCCAGCGUGCUGUGCCCUCAGGCAAGGACCUUCUGCUGAGACAGGCUGCAGUGCCACAGGGGGAAAAGGGGCUUCUAAACCAGGCUGCUGUGUUACCCUUAGGAGUGGGAAGCGUCUGUGUCAAUCCAAGGCUGGAGACUGCUCAUUGGCAAUGGGUUUGUAGUGGGGUUUAUGCCAUAGAGAACAAAAGACUAUGAUAAGGAUGGAAGCUGGGAAGCAUCGCUGCUGAUGCAGGGCAGAGGGCUGCUCCUUCUAAAGUGGCACAUUAGGCCAGUCCACACAGCAUUUCCAGGUACCAUUUGUACACAAUCGUGUGCAUGUAAGAGCCAAACUGAUGCUGAAAGCACCCUGAGAAUUUCAGGCACCCAAGCAGAGCUGCACUGGGCUGUGUGGGGAAAGGCUGGCACCAUCCCCCACAUCUCCCUGUCCCACCCACGAAUGGACCAACAGAACUGCAUGUGACACAUUUUAGAAGUACCAUAGAUGAUGCUCCCACCUCUCAUGGGUGCAUAGGGAGUUCCUGCACCUCCACCCUCUCAAUGCGUAGGAACUGCCCAUGCCUCCCUCCUUGAGAUUCCAGAUAGCAAUCAAUUUAGGAGGCUCUUGACUCUCUCCAUUUCUUCCUUGUAGGGUAGGAUCUAUUUGUCUCCUCAUGCCACUUUUGCCUUGUGUGGCCCCUGUUUCUGAUGUGGUAUUUAUUGAUGGCUGGAAUGACCCAUACUUAUAAUGUGCUGUUUGGAAGUGCAAUAUCAGAGAGACUGUACAGUUGCAAUGUCUUUUUGGUGUAUUAUUGCCUAAUACAGUAUUAAAUAUUUUUUUAAUUUGAAGAGUAAGUGACCCCUUUAUAUCAAUGCCCUAUUUCUUUUGUCAUAUUGGUACUGCAUGGAUUCCAAACCCUGGAACUGGGUCAGGAAAGGAUAUAUGUGUGUUCCAAUAAACAGGAUUUUAAAGCA
Alligator mississippiensis (American alligator) is the source of this 6247-nucleotide messenger RNA. RefSeq names its product PTPRF interacting protein alpha 4 (gene PPFIA4). Gene Ontology annotation, biological process: synapse organization. The record is from RefSeq and is a predicted model, not a curated record. The transcript has 32 exons. Lineage: Eukaryota; Metazoa; Chordata; Crocodylia; Alligatoridae. Gene Ontology annotation, cellular component: presynaptic active zone. Gene Ontology annotation, molecular function: protein binding. The coding region runs from base 992 to 4696 and encodes 1234 amino acids.